AUGGGCUCCAACAAUUCGAAAUUGGCCCCUACCAAUAAGAAAAUAGACGAAAAGCCCGCUUGUGCAACAACGGCGACUAUGAAAUUGAGGCAGAUAGCAUCGGGAAGCGGCAACUUGGACACCCACCAUGAGCAUGAGGCCCCACCUCCGUACAAUGCGGACGACCGGGCGAGAAGUCUCGCGAUCCCACAGCUGAAAGAUUGGGAAGAGCUUCUCCUGAGUUCCGACAAGAACCGUCUGGCCAUUCUUAGUUUCGCCACCAAUCCCUAUUCGCAGAUUCUUACCAAUCGGUCUGCUGUGCAGGCUGUAGAUAGGCCGGUUUUCAAUGUCAAGAUCCCGUUGGAAGGCGCCCCGAUCACGAAUCAGCGCUCGUCAGGCCGCUGCUGGCUGUUUGCGGCGACAAAUGUCUUCCGGGUGCCACUCAUGAAGAAGCAUAACCUGAAGGACUUUGAGCUCAGUCAGGCAUACCUCUUCUACUGGGAUAAAAUCGAGAAGGCCAAUUGGUUCAUGGAGAAGAUUAUAGAGACAGCGGAUGAGGAUCUGUCCAGUCGCUUGGUGCAGAAGCUGCUUGAGGACCCCGUCACGGACGGGGGCCAAUGGGAUAUGGUGGCGAACCUGGUUGGCAAGUAUGGCUUGGUGCCUCACGACAUCUACCCGGAUAACUUUAGUGCCCAGAACAGUGCGAAGAUGAACUGGCUCGUAACAGUGAAGCUACGCGAGCAUGCGUUGACACUGCGGCGGUUGGCGCAAAGUCAGCCCGAGAGACUGGCGAGACAGAAGGAUGAAUUUCUGAAAGAGAUCCACACCCUGGUGACUAUCAUGUUGGGCCCGCCACCGAGUCCAAGUGAGGCCUUCCACUGGGAGUACUAUGAUGCCGAUGGCAAAUUUCAGGAAGUACACGAUAGCCCGCAGGGAUUUGCGAGACAGGCCUCUACGCAACUGGCCCGAGGAGAUGUUGAUCCCCGGAAGAUGUUGAGCUUGGUCAAUGACCCGCGAAAUGAGUACGACCGAUUAUUGACAGUCGAUAAACUGGGUAAUGUAGUGGGAGGACGUCCGAUCACAUACGUCAAUGUGGACAUGAAGACGAUCAAAACCGCUGCCAUUGCAAUGCUUCGUGCAGGGCACCCUGUUUUCUUUGGCUGCGAUGUUGGAAAAUUCUACGACGCCAAUCUUGGCGUGAUGGAUCCGUGGCUGCUGGACCUCAGAUUGGGAUUCAAUACCACGCUGCGCAUGGAUAAGGCACAAAGACUGAGUACCGGCGAGUCAUCCAUGACCCAUGCGAUGGUGCUGACAGGCGUUCAUGUCGAGAAGGGCCAGCCAGUGCGAUGGCGGGUGCAGAACUCCUGGGGUGAGGCCGUGGGAGACAAGGGUUGGUUUGUCAUGGCAGAUGAGUGGAUGGACGAGUUUACCUAUCAGGUAGUGGUUGACUCCCGAUUCCUUUCAAAAGAGGUGCGAGAUAUUCUAAAUCAGGAACCAGAGGUCUUGCCACGAUGGGACCCGAUGGGAGUCCUUGCGUGACGAGUGGCCAAUACUAGAAAUAUACGAUAGUUGCAGAUCUACAAUGUUCUCCGUCAUAGAGCAUAUCUGAAGGACAAAGGAGGUCCAGGAGACUUUACCGCAUAUUCACCGAAGCAAGUAGUACUCUGCCUCGCAGUAGAGAAGCCACAUAAUGCGGUAACCUGAAACUCAACAAGGCCGUCAGUAUUGCUCCGAGAAGACAUGAAACAAGUCUCUAAUCCUGAAUUUGCGCGUUCUGAGGCAUCGCCAGUGGUGCCACAAGUUGUCAAACUUGUCAAACCAUGUGACUCACACCCUCAUUCUGCUGCACCCCAUAGGCAAGGUACACACUCGCCCAAGGGAACGUCUGAGUGUCAGUCUACCCGGACGUCCCUAUGCACGUCUAAGGUAGGUUGGAUCCUAUGGUGAUCUGAUCACCGUCUGUGCCUGAUGACC
Aspergillus pseudonomiae is the source of this 1953-nucleotide messenger RNA. Its product is annotated as C1 family peptidase. Gene Ontology annotation, biological process: L-homocysteine catabolic process; response to toxic substance; proteolysis. Gene Ontology annotation, molecular function: cysteine-type aminopeptidase activity. The coding region runs from base 1 to 1518 and encodes 505 amino acids. Lineage: Eukaryota; Fungi; Ascomycota; Eurotiomycetes; Eurotiales; Aspergillaceae. The record is from RefSeq and is a predicted model, not a curated record. The transcript has 4 exons. Gene Ontology annotation, cellular component: cytoplasm.